AUGGUGGAGAGAAGGACCCUGAAGGCUGAUGCGAAGACUCUCAUGGAUCGAAAGCUGAACCGUCAUUUGGAGAAAAUGGAGACUCCCACCGAGGAGGUGGAUAUUGGAAACUUUGAAACCAUCGAGUCUCUUCUUGGGAACCAAAUGGAGGAGGUCUAUAUGCAGCUGCAGCUACACUAUGCUACUGCCAUCCGCCUUUUGUCUCAUCGAGAUGCGGUGGCAAGGAAGUAUCAGGAGGAGAAUGAACAACUCCGCACCCAGUUGGAGGCCCUGAGGACCAGAGAUCCCAGGGAGAAGGAAUUGAAGACCACGAAGAUCAUGAAUACCCAGCUCAAGCUCUACAAGGAGAAGUAUUUGGAUCGUGACCGGGUUGCCCGAGCAAUCGAACUCGAAAACUUCGAGCUACGAGAACAACUCAGUGCUUUGCAGCAGGUGGGCAAUGCAUAUGUCCUCGGAGGUGGCCAGGAUCUGGCCUCGGCCAUGUUCCCACCUGCGAGAGAGAUGAACCCAGCAAGCCCCAGCGGAAAGCCGGAGAUGCUCUUUGGAAGCCCACACAACGGUCCACCUUCGACUCCAUUGGAUAGGCUGGAGCGCGCCCAGCAGAAGCUGGAAAGCUGGGCUUCGCAGCACCGAAGCACCUUGAAGCGCGAUUUGGCAGGCUUGGUGGACGUCAGCGAGCUGCCGGCCAUGGAGCUUCCAGGAACGUUGGCCACGCGGGGAUCUUAUGGGCCAACACCAAAGCAAGACGAGACGCACGAAGAGCCUGAGAAGCCACCGCCAGAUGAGGAUGAUGAGGAUAAAGAGGAAGUUUUUUACAUCCGCAACGCAUAUCGCGUUGAUGAGGAGGAUGAAACGGGGCCCGCCUACUACAUCAAGUGCAUACGAGAUACCAUGAAAUCCUGGUUCUUCCAAGGGGACCGAGAUAUGCAAGAUACAUAUUGGAGCUCUGGCGUUUGCCAAUACAUUGCACGAAGCUCCACCUUCGAGCACACCACGAUGAUCAUGAUCGCUGCCAAUGCAGUGUGGCUAGGUGUCGAUGUCACCUACAACAAUCAGAUCCUCCUGAUCAACUCAGAGCCGGUCUUCAUCAUCAUGGAGAACAUUUUUUGCACUUACUUCUUUUGUGAGAUCGUGGUGCGCUUCGGUGCCUUCCGCAAGAAGUGCAAUGUGUUUCGCGACUUUUGGUUUGUCUUUGAUUUUGCCCUCGUGCUGGCCAUGGUGGUUGAUACCUGGGCCUUGCUUGUGGUCAUGGCUGCCUUAGACACCAAUGUCUACGUCAUCAACUCUUCCUUCCUGCGGAUGUUGAGGAUCAUCCGCAUCAGCCGACUGGCACGGGUGGCGAGGAUUAUGCGUUCAGUGCCGGAAGUGAUGAUCCUCUUCCAGGGCAUGGGCGUGGCCUCCCGUUCCGUGAUUUGUGCUUUGUCGCUGCUGGUGACGCUGGUCUACGUCUUCUCCUUGGCGUUCACACAGCUCCUGAGGGACACCCCAGCGGGUGAUACAUACUUUCCUUCGUUGACUCAUGGCAUGUUUUCCUUGUUCUUUCAUGGCUGUUUGGGCGAAUUCCUGCCGGAGAUGGCUGAAGCCAUUUUUACCGAAGGCAUAGAUGUUGGUAUUUGCCUCAUGGUCUUCAUUUUCCUGGGGCCUUUCACAGUCAUGAACAUGAUUGUGGCAGUGUUGGUGCACGUUGUAAGUUCCGUAGCCACACUCCAACAGCUGACUCAGCAACAGAGUGUGAUUCGCGAGCGGGUGUUUGGAGUCUUGAAGCAGCUGGAUACCGACAACGAUGAUAUCAUCAGCCAAGACGAGUUCAGGACUAUUUUGGAUGAGAAGGAACACCUGCACACAUUUAUGCAUGUGGGAGUGGAUGUGAUCUCCAUCAUCAAGGAUCCGGAUAUCGUCUUCGGAGGUGAGCAAUGCCUUCCCAUUGACGAGGUCUUGGAUGAAGUGAUUGCUUUGCGGGGGAGCAAUGUCACCACGGUCAAGGACUUGGUCCAGCUGAAGAAUCAGCUGGUGCGGGAACUGCGGCGAGUGCAUAUGGGUCAGCGACGCUUGCUGGCCGGACGGCAAGGUGUCUAG
This is a messenger RNA of Durusdinium trenchii, 2076 nucleotides long. The record is from the annotation of a GenBank genome assembly. NCBI's taxonomy places the organism in Eukaryota, Dinophyceae, Suessiales, Symbiodiniaceae.